Molecule: messenger RNA, 5394 nt
Organism: Paramuricea clavata
Lineage: Eukaryota; Metazoa; Cnidaria; Anthozoa; Malacalcyonacea; Plexauridae
Source: the annotation of a GenBank genome assembly
ACAAUGUUGAUGGCUCAAACCAAAAUAAUGUUAUUGGAACUUCAAGAAAAUUACGAUGUGAAAUCAGAAAUGACAAUAGUGAUAAUGACACCGAAGAAAAUAUCCCCGAAUGCUGGCUGAUCAGUUUGGCUGCCAAUUCAAUUAUGCUGUCUCAAAUAUUCAACACAUGUGUGGGGAAGGUAAGAAUUUGCCCUUUGUGUUUUAUAUCUUAUCCUUCAAAACUGGUUUAAUAUAACAUAUGGUUUAAAUUGUAGUCCUGCAAACCUCUUUUAUAUGUAUUCAGCAACAAGGUUGUAUAUAUUUGUUGUGUAACAUGUAAACAGUCGCAAUAUACUGUACAUAUAUGUGUCAAUUGUUUUAAAAAUGUUAAGGAACAUUUCUUUAGGAAAUUUAACUUUGGAAGAAGAUGAAAGUGGACGUGUUGGUCAUUUCUCUUAGUCAAACAGAGUUGCUUCAAAGGUGUGUUCUUGGCACAACUGAAAACCAAAAUGGCAGUUUGAAUGCUCUAGCUUGGGGCUAGGUAUCCAAAGCAUAAACAACAUGGCCGCAAAGCAGUGCGAUGUCCUGUAGCUGCCGCUAUUCCCCCACUUCCAUAUUGGAGCAAAGAGUCGACUUGGUGUUAUGAAGCGGCUGUCCAUUCACGCUGGGGGUAAAACAAAACAAGCUUGUGAUGCAAGAUCGAUGUGCAGCAAAUGAAGAAAUCUGAUUUACAGGCAACUGAAAAAGAGAAGAAACGACGCCAAGGAGAGAAACUGAUUUGAACGCAACAGGAACAAGCUAUUCGGGAAGCUGAAGGAGUGACAUAUAAAGAGGCUAGAGGAUUUUAAACUGUAACAAAACGUUUUAAAACACCAAGUAAAUGGUAGGAUUUAAAUUAUCCAGGCUUAAGAUUUUCAAAAUGUAUGAAAAAUCAAGUGUUUUCGAUACAAGAGACUUGAAACUCAUUUUUCUCAUUUUCGGAUAUUUUAGACUUUGAGAAAAGGUAUCUCGAGAACAAUUUAUUGGAUUGUACUGAAAUUAUCAGAGAAUGCCCCUCUCACUUAGCUUUGUGUUUUAAGCAUAGAGAUUUUUUUGACUGAGUAAAAAUAUCAAAAGUUACUACAAUUUUACCUUUUAAAAAUUUGACGCCUGACUUCCCAAACCCAUAACUUUUUUUCUUUUUGUCAAUCAAAAUUCUCUAUGCUUAAAACAAUAAUCCCUAUGUAAGUAUUUAAAAAAUGUAUAAAUAAUCAAAUUUCAUAAUACACAGGUAGAGCAAUCUUUUCUUGAAUAAAGCUAAACCGGAAAUUUGAUGAACGGUGUAGAGCCACCUUAAUACAGCGUUUCACUGUUUGAAAUAUUUUUUUCUGAAUCUCCAGGUUGUAAGCUUUCUACUAAUACAUAGUUUGUGGGGGUUUGGAUGUAACCUUGUCCAAAUAUAAAACAUUUUAUAUCGCCCUAUUUUUCAGGUGUACUCCCCCCUUAAAUGGUCGGCCCCUAAAAACAAAGCAGUGACAACAGUGAAGUAAUGACCAUGUAUACAGAUAGAUAGAUGAGUUCUGUUAAACAGUUUACUUGUACUAUUUACAACAUGAGCGGCCGUGUUGUAUCGGAUAUACAAGGUACAACGCUUAAAAAUAUAUACAACGCUUAAAAAACGACUCAUCUUAUGAGUUCAUUGGCGAAGUAAUUUUAAAAAUAAACGUUGUCUAAGCCGAGAAAAUCAAGUUAAAGUUUAUGUAAAUCAACAUGAAUCUGUAUCACAUAUACAGAUACGACACGCUUAUGAUUUUUCUUUGUGUUUUCUUCAUGAAUUAUUAAUGAGUUUUUAAGUACUAUUACAGUAAUUAACUAAUGAGUAAAAUCAUCUGGCACUAGAUAGAAUUAAAAUUCACCAUUUCCAAAACAAUAAAGUUCAUGACCAAUUUCUUCAUUUCUCAUGUGUUAACUUAUGGUAUAAUUCACCGAUCUCUAUCAGAAAUUCCCAUUUGAAAGGUGUUGCCACGACUGUAUUCAUGAUUCAUCUCAGUCGCACUCAGAAACGUUCCCGAACAUGUGCUUUUGCUUAAAAUACCAUAUUUGACUUGAUUUGUUCCUCUAUUGCGAGAUAACAGAAGAGAACAGUUGAAAAUACCGUAUUAAUCACAACAGCUCACUCCUCAAUGAGGUGGUCACAGUAAGAUGGCGGCCGCGCGCGACUUCCGGCUUCAAUUUCUAUAUAUAUAGUUGCGCUCUCCAUGUAUUAUAUAGCUCAGUGGAGUCAACACGUUGUGUCGAUCAUUACUGAUCUAGCUUAUAGCUACUGUUGGUACUGCGCUUAGCUAUGCAGCUAACUCGAACAAUUUUGCGCUUCCCUUGGGAGUUCAAGUUUGCGGGGUUCUACUUUUACUGCAGUGUGGCUGUUUUUUGAUGUAGUGAAGGUUUACAUGAAAAUGUGGAGUAAACGAAUGUUGAGUAAAUUCAUGUAUUUUGCGCAAAUUACCAAAACAAGACAUUUUGAUUUUCAAAUUAACUUGCACUUACUGCAUUUUUUCCCCUUAGGCAGUCGGCAGAAAAAGUUUGGUGUGAGUGUAAUUGAAUCUGGCAAGAAGUUCACCAUGCAGUUGUAAAACAUGUUUCCGAAGCGGUAAUUGUUCAUAAAGAGCCGCUUAUUUUGAGUGUGAAUUUUAUACGUUUAUUAGACCUAAAUAUAAUAUAUAGAGGAUAUUUCACGGUGGCGCGGAAAUAUGACUUUUAUUUUCGAGUAGUGAAGACAAUAUUUUACGAACGAGCGCAGCAAGUGAGUAAAAUAUUGUUUUCAACACGGGAAAAUAAAAGUCAUAUUUCCAAAGCCACCGUGAAAUGUUCUUUUUAUUAUAUGGCCAAAAUAAAUUUCAUCAAGAUGUUUUGUAGCUCACCGUACGGCAACAAUGUUAUGUCUCUCCGCUCGUUUAUCGAGGCUAAAUAGUCGCUGAAGAUCGCCAAAUCGGACUUAGUCUUCCUUUUUGUGUUUUCAUUUUCUUCAGAAAACCUUGCCAAAUCAGCGUCGGAAACAUCAACAAAAUGUCGAGAAGUUGCCAUAUUAGUGAGCUUAAGCAACUGACGUUUUUGACAACACGGACGUUGACCGGAAGUAAAGUUGACGUUUUUCACCAAUCACAGCCCUUGACCCAGUCUUCUGACGUUACUCAUGCCGUAUAUCAUGUGUAUAUUCAAGACAGAAACGGCAAAAUGGCGGGAAUUAGCGUGGGUCCCGCGCGAGACGUUCCCGCGUAAGAUAUGAUUUCAUAUUUCACUAUAGUGAAAUACGGGAAAUAUCAGUGGCGUAUUUUACGGUAUUUUACUCAUAUCUAUAUAAUAAAUACAUAUACUAAGAUGAUACCAAUAUAAGGUGUAUGGGUAACCCUUCUACAGUGAGUUAUAUCACUUGUAGUUGCCUGCGAUAAAGCAAUGAAAAAGUAUUUUGAACCAUAUCCGCGUUUUAUCCUUUUGGAUAAAACGCGGAUAUGAGUUAUAAAGGGCUGAAAAUGUAUUUUGGACCAUAUCCGCGUUUUACCUUUUGGAUAAAACGCGGAUAUGACUGUUAAUAAAUGACAUUUUGCGAGAAUAUAAGCCGUCCGUCCGUAAAUAAACAUUGACAUCUCUAAUGACGUCAGCAAUUGACAUGCAAUGCGUACAAUGGCGUGAGGAUCAUCGAGUCAUAUACUGAUAAGUUCCAGGAGAUACCAAUGGUCACGUGGAUUUGUCUUCACAUAUAGCACAAUAUUUUGUUUUCGCGAUUCUUGUGUAAGGAAUUUUGUUCGGAUUAAUGUAUCGAGCCAUGCACCUUAAACAAAGUUUUCACCACAUUUCAUUACGCUACACUUUCGUACUUUGCUAGUUUUCCUGUUUUCGUGCGGUUUUUUGUGCAAAUUUGAAGGAAAUACAAUGCCAUGCCUCUAGUAUCAUGCAGCCACCGGUGAGAGAUUUAGUCUUUAGCGUCAUGCAAUAUCGAAUAAAAUUGUUCCAAUCAAAUUACCUCGGUCAAUGCCUUACAUUUUGCAGAUAUAAAUAAAGUGACCUAAAACCUCUGCGGGGGAGAGUACUAGUGGGUUCCAAUUAAAGCCAAACUACAACUAAUCUUCAACAUUUAAAAAUGUGGUGUAUUAAAAGUUUGCUUUUGCUCAUUUAACCUGAAACACAGGCGUGGCAGAGCCUUCUUUUAAAUUUUUUUCUUUAAAAAAACUUGUUUGCCGACCAACAAAUAACACCCUCUUCCUCCGCCUAGACCUAGGGUUAGAACCUUUACUCGGCUUGGUUGAUCCAUUUUGGGCCUCUAGUAUAAGUUCCUAGGUUCCCUAUCAUGCCUGUGUUUUACAACAUUACAGACCGUCGUUACAGACCGUCGACUCGUUUCAGACCGUUCAACUUACACAGUUUCAUCGUGUACAUGCGAUUUUAAGUCUAAUGUCACACCGAUACUGUCUUCGCAUAUUGUCUUCGCAUGACCACCUCUCUGAAAUUCAUCUUGUAUCCACUGUUGUGUUGAUCAAACAUUGAUAAACAUCUGUACCAGCUCUGUAUAUUUGUUUCUACCCAUUGUAUGCAGUACCAAGGAUUGACUACGUUAUUAAUCCUACAAGCUCGUACCUAUUUCUCUUGUUUAACUGUAGUCGCUGUGUGCUCUAUGAACAGUUUUUCGUCCCCGAACAGACCUAAUUUGUGGUCUGCAUAAUCCAUUGUUUCUAAUAAGAUUGACAUUAUAAUUUUUAUAUGUUCAGAAUUUGUUGUUUGAUAUUAAUUUAAGAUGUGUUUUUUCUUAUUGUCAGAUGUUACAAGACCCACGCAUGGUAUCCCGAUUGUCCGAAGGGUGCUAAAUACAUUGUUAUUUACCGUGAACCAUGUGCUGCUUUCAACAGCUUCUUUAACUUCUUUCAGGGUUGGAUGUUCCAACCUGGAGAAGUUUCUCUUCAUGAAUUUGUAAAGGAUUUUUUACUCGCUCGUGGAGUACCACAAAACAAGAUGGAAAAUGCAUCCUAUUUCGUCCACUUGAUUAGCUGGUGGGAACACAGGAAUGAUUCGAAUGUUUUGUUUCUGUUCUUUGAGGAUAUGAAAAAUGAUUUGGAAAGUGUAGUUAGGAAGACUGCAGCAUUCAUAGGAAUUCAGGAUGAAGUAAAGAUUAAGAAGGCUGUGGAAAUGAGCUCUUUUGAAUUUAUGAAGGGAAACCAAAAGAAAUUUUCAGAGAUGCGCAGCGCACGUUAUCGGAAUGUAGCUUGCGGGGUACCCCUUGAUGUUGUGCCCAAUAAAGUUGUCACAGGAUCUGCAACAAAAGGACGAGAGUUAAUGGAUGAUAAAACGAAAGAAAUAAUUCAAGGAAAGUGGCUGGAAGUUGUUGCUAAACAAACUGGAUUUCAAGAUUAUAAUGAGUUGAGAAGUGCAUUCAAAAAGAAUAAUUAA